GGAUUUAAUCGAGGUACGCAAAUAUGGUCGGACGCCAUGGUUAUAAAAAAAAUGUUAAUAGGAUUUUGAAAACAAAAUAACUUUUCUUUUUUAUAUAUUUGCUAAAUUGAUCUAUUUAAAAAAAAAAAAAUUAAAGAAGGAUCUCAAUAUAAUUCCUCAUUUAAAAGCAUCUAAAAUCUUUUCAAGCAGCAAUUCGACAGAGGGGUGGAAGAAAUGGGUCGGGAAGUAUCAGAGAGCUGUGUGGAGAGUUUAGUAACAGAGAUCGUGUCUUCUUACUGCAAUGGCUUCUACGCCGACAAACCUGAACUCGCCGCCCGACGGAUCGAAGCCAUCGGCUUUCAAGUUGGACACCAACUUUCGGAAAGGUAUACCAUGGAUAGGCCCCGGUUCACUGAUCAUCUGGAGGCCAUCAAAUUCAUAUGCAAGGACUUCUGGUCUGAAGUCUUCAAGAAGCAAAUAGAUAACCUGAAGACAAAUCAUAGAGGCACCUUUGUGUUGCAAGAUAAUCGUUUCCGUUGGCUGUCGCGGAUGUCAGUUGAUCCUUCUAUAGAAACUCUUGGUUCUAUUCAAGACCCUUCAGCCAUGGCUGAAAACAAAGCUGCACAAGCCAUAGGAAUGCAUCUCUAUUUCCCAUGUGGAAUCAUAAGGGGGGCGCUUUCAAACCUUGGAAUUCCUUGUGCAGUUUCUGCAGAUAUAUCUAAUCUUCCUGCUUGUUCAUUUGUAAUACGAAUAAAGGCAUGAUGGGCUUUUGCAAGAAGAGUAUAUUAUCCAAAGGUUUCAUGAGCCAUUUCUGUGCUUAGCAUGUUCAACUCUCACAUGAAUGCCCUGUAUUGUGUUGUGAUUCCAGACUUAAGAAUUACAAUUUCUCAGAGAAAUGAUGUUUUCACAUAUAUGAGACAAACAUUGUAUAGGUAUUCUGAGUACAAGGUUUCUUCUUCAUGAUACAUUAAAUUUCUACAUGGACUCUUGCAAACUUCUUGAUACAAUUUCCCUUAGGUUUCAUGAUCCA
Messenger RNA from Capsicum annuum, 1009 nucleotides. RefSeq names its product trafficking protein particle complex subunit 6b. The coding region runs from base 214 to 741 and encodes 175 amino acids. Gene Ontology annotation, biological process: regulation of GTPase activity; endoplasmic reticulum to Golgi vesicle-mediated transport. The transcript has 4 exons. Gene Ontology annotation, cellular component: trans-Golgi network; TRAPP complex; cis-Golgi network. NCBI's taxonomy places the organism in Eukaryota, Viridiplantae, Streptophyta, Magnoliopsida, Solanales, Solanaceae. The record is from RefSeq and is a predicted model, not a curated record.